Molecule: messenger RNA, 2961 nt
Organism: Eremothecium gossypii ATCC 10895
Lineage: Eukaryota; Fungi; Ascomycota; Saccharomycetes; Saccharomycetales; Saccharomycetaceae
Gene: LEC1
Product: Lec1p
Exons: 1
Coding region: 1-2961 (986 amino acids)
Molecular function (GO): phosphatidylinositol binding
Source: RefSeq, marked provisional
AUGAGCACGCAACUGGAUCCUACUGAAGAACACUACCUUAAGCGCGAGCUGCUGCGGCUGGAGCUCAAUACGGAAUUUGGUCAGUUCAAUGAUGCAGAGGCAUUGCGAAUGUUUGGGGCGCCGUUCAGCGCGGAUGCGCCCAGGAAGCAUGGUGGGGGGGGUCUCAAGGGCUCACUGCCACUGUCGCUCAAGCGGCGGUUGGGGGGCAAGAGUGGCGGGCACGAGACAGCGCAUGUGGCGGACACAGAGUUCCCGCUGCUGCGCCACUUCCUGCACACGGUGGUGAUGACAUGCCCGCUUCUGUCGCAGGACCUUGCUGCGAGCUCACACUUCUGGCAGAGCAAGGUACAGGCGUUUUUUGAGCACUUCAUGAGCAUGCCGUUCAGUUCGAGUUACGACCGCGAAGAGCUGACUAAGCGGCGGAAGCUGGCGAUCAAGAUGUCUAAACUAGUGCUACUGUUCUACAACUCUGGCGUAGGUGCGCGGCAGGAGCAGCAGUACUACGCUGCGCUGGAGCCUUUGAAUUUGCCUACCGGAGACAUGCAGGGGGGAUUGGGGCAGUUUAUUAUGCCCACGCGGGAAAGCAUUCAGUAUGCCAUUACACAGGAGCCGGUCUACUUCAAUGGCAUCGAUAUCAAUGUUAUUGCUGUUGUGGAUGAGGAAUGCCUCCUGGGCGAUUCGUUAGCCCACGCCAGUUCACAGCAGUCAUGGAUCAAAUCUGCGUUCAACAUUCCGUCCCGGAUGUUGUCGCGGCUGGCGGAGGCUGGGAUGCCCCGUCGCAAGGUAUUUUUGAUAAAGGUCCAGCGCGAGGGGUCGCAGGGCGAGUUUCAAUAUGUUGCUAGGCAUUACGAUGACCUAAAGCAUCUGUACGCAAGCCUCCGCAAGGAGUUUCCCGGAAAGAAGAUACCCGCCUUGAUAGAGGAGAACAGGAUACCCAUCUGUAUCAGCAAGCAACCUUUCGAUACAAAAUUCAAGUCUGCGGGUUCUGGAAACCAAACUGAUGUGGAUUGUAUUCUCGGAGCGGAUCCAUUGGAUCAGCAACCUUCUCCGCCGUCUGUGUCCUCGCUUUACCGAGGAUACGAAAAUAGCCGCGGCUCUGUUUCAAAUGGCGAUGCUGACGAGCAAACCACGUCUUCUGAUGCAAGCAGUACUAGUUACAUUAUUCUAGAGAUGGAGGCAAUGCGGACAGCUCUGCGUCAGUAUUUGAGGGCAAUCUGCCAAGAUGCAGAGGUAUCCGCCAGUCUGUCCCUAACGAAAUUCCUAUUCAAGAGGACGAUAGACAAGCGUGCUUUUACGCCAGAAAUCCUGGAAGAUAUUGAAUCUCGGGAGCUUAUGGAUGUAUACAACCUCGAAAAUCAAGUUAAAUUCCAAAAAAUGGCGUUUGAUAGAACUGUGAAGCUACAGUCCUCGCUAAAGUCCCUAAAAGACACAAUCUUGCAAGAUAAUGACUACAUUAUGAGGCUAUUCCGUGAAUUUAAGGAGAAGGAAGAUCCCAGCGACCUAUCUGAGCCUCUCAGAGAUUUCUUUGAGUGGUGCAAAAUUUAUAUUAGCGCUACCACAUACCAGGUCUUCCUCGGGAAUGACAAUUGCUAUGACUUCUAUUACCAUGUUCGACGCCUGCACAAGCUAAUGCCUUACACAGUCAUGUCAAAGAUUAUGAAGUACACCAACCCGAUGUCCAUAAUGAAGACUAUGAUGGAUCUCUUCAUGGCACGGCCUUUUGGAGGACAGUCACUCUUGCAAACUAUCUUUUCGAACAUAUUAUCUGAUGACUUAAAAGUUCAAGAGAAAAUGAUAGAAGACUUGGAGAUGUAUGUUACUAGUGAGACCAUCCACGGCUCAGAAGUUGCACGUGUGCUCCAGAAAUGUAUUUUUGAUAAUGAACAGGGUGAGUAUAUUGAUAUGGACGCCGUAUAUGAAUUUGCAAAGGCAAAAGAUCUUCCACUUGUGCUCGUCAUAUUGAUGCAAUGCCAUAAGACGAAACUGUUAUCUUCAACAGCUCUCGAGGAGGUUAAAAAUUCGUUCAAGUAUUGGAAAACGAUGAAAUCUAUGGAACUCUCUAUGGUGUCGACUAACUCUUCCAUCACGGAUUGUCCUGGAUUAUACUUUUCUCAUAUUAAGGAAUUACUCCAUAUCUACAUAAAGGAGAGGGAUAUUCGUGUCAUGAAACUCCUAUGGCAAGAAUCGGAAUUACCGGCAUUAUUAAAGUCAAUAGUAUCGCUCUUUUAUGAACCCCUUGUGAAAUUAUUUAAAGUAGCAAGAGUGGAUGUUGCUAUGGCCAAUUUUGAAAAGUUUAUGGACGAACUUAUAUCUUUACUGGACGAUGUAAUCACUGGAAAACAUGGGUUAGCUACGAGAGUAAACGUUGUGGAGAAAAUCCAUGGAUUGGUGGAUAAGCAUGAGGACAUAUUCUACAAAUUCAUACAUGAAAUAUAUGUCAAUGAUACUGAAAAUAUAUUUGAAGGACUGAUAACUUGGAUCUCCGAUGUAUCUGCUUUUCUUCAGAACAGCAAAUGGGGAGAGGUGAGCGAAAGAGUCGACUUAAUGGCCCUCCUGCACGCACAUUCAGACAUUGUAGAUGUUCCAACGCUGCGGAAGCAGCUGGCAGACAUGGUCGAUCAGAAAAGGAAAGCGCAAGAAAUCUAUAGCAAAAUCGUUAAUCUAAAGGCGGCAACGGCUGAUUCAAAGGGAGACGGCUCCUUGCAACAACGGAUAGACGAUGGAUGGAAGCAAAUGAACAACGCUGUGCUUCCUCAAGACGCAAUAAACUUCGGAAUUGACGACAGAGAUUUGGUAGAUUUAGACAUAGAUGUGGGUGAUUUCGACUACUUGCAUAACGAAGAGCAAGAAUUACAGGAUGAAUAUCGUACCAUUUUGAAUAAGCAAGUUGACACCAGCGAAAUAGAAAGAUUCAACAAGCUAGUAUUUCGAAACACGCUCAAGGAGCUCCUGAACGUAUAG